AGCCAACUUCAACUUUUCGCUUACUUGCUGACGCCAUGAUGCUUCCUAUUUCUUUUUUGCCAUAUCGGUUGCAGAGGAAAGACUUGAGCUAUGGCUACCACUUCACCUCAUCUAAAUUGGUUGAUAAUCCGUAAUAACAACGCCUACUUGCUGAAGAAACGUGAUGUAAAGAAGCCUUUCAGCACAGAACCCAACAAUUUAACCAAUGUGAGUUGUUACCGAUACAGUGGUCUCGUGCACAAGAAAACCUUGGGUAUUGUACCAGCGGCCGAUAAGAAAGGAUUUACGGUGGUUAUGAAAAAGGGAAAGUAUGCCCAACGUCCAGCUAAAAAUACUGUGAAAGUUACUAUGAAGGCCGGUCCUAGAAGAUCAUUAAAGAAAUUGAGAAACUUGUUAAUUGGAAACAAAUACCGCAAGGAUCUAACACAGGCUGCCUUGCGUCGAGCUUCUGCGGUUUUGCGUUCACAGAAAUUACCCCAGGUUAAGAAAACCAAAUCUACUUGAACUAUAUACAAUGAAUAAAACUAGAAACCAAAAGCA
Glossina fuscipes is the source of this 540-nucleotide messenger RNA. RefSeq names its product 60S ribosomal protein L28 (gene RpL28). Gene Ontology annotation, cellular component: cytosolic large ribosomal subunit; ribosome. The record is from RefSeq and is a predicted model, not a curated record. The transcript is spliced from 4 exons. Gene Ontology annotation, molecular function: structural constituent of ribosome. The coding region runs from base 91 to 504 and encodes 137 amino acids. Lineage: Eukaryota; Metazoa; Arthropoda; Insecta; Diptera; Glossinidae. Gene Ontology annotation, biological process: translation.